AUGAAGUUGCAAUCAAGAUUGGAGCAAGAAGAAGAAGCUAAAGCUGCUUUGUUAAGCCGAAUACAAAGGUUGACCAAAUUAAUCUUAGUCUCCACAAAGUCAACUCCCGCCUCUAGAUUUUCUCAUCGCCCAAAUUUACGAAGACGCCAUUCCUUUGGUGAAGAAGAGCUGGCAUAUCUUCCGCAUCGAAAACGUGACUUAAUUUUGGAAGAUGAAGACACUGAGUUAUAUGUUUCGCUUGAUGGAAGUGUGGAAAAUAAUGAAAAUGCAUUGAAAGAAGAGAAAAAGACCAAAAAACCUGGAUUACUUAACUGGUUGAAACCACGGAAACGAGACAGUAUAUCUGGGGCCAGUGAUAAAUCAAGUGACAUUCACACUCUUUACAAACAGAAACCAGAUAUUCUGAAUUCUCAUCAGGGGGCUAGAUUAGAUCAAGAAAUUAACAAUGAGGAUACUUUUUUGCAACAAGAAAGUUGUCUAAUCAGCAUAAAGACAAUUGACCAAAUUGACCUCCUUAGAGAGCAGCAAAAGAUUUUGUCUGAGGAGAUUGCAAUCCAUUUAAGUGCUCUAAAGCGAUUGUCACCUGAGGCUGCAAGCGAGAGGGAAUUUAUAAAUGUGGAGAUUAACCGAUUAAAUGAACAAAUCGAACUGAAAAAUGAUCAAAUUAAACUCCUCCAAGACAAAAUUGCUAAUCCUGUUGAUGAAGUUGAAAAAACACGACCUGUUUCUGAACUAGAACUAGAAGCACAACUAAACGAGAAGUCCUUUCAGCUUGAGGUCAAAUCUGGGGAUAAUCGAGUACUUCAAGAGCAGCUCAGCGAAAAGAUUAAUGAUUGUGAAGAACUGCAAAAUACAAUUAAUUCCUUGAAAGAACAGCUUUCUGAAAUUAAUCCUGAGAAAAAUGAAAAAACAACUUUGCUUUGUGAAGCUCAGGCACUCGAGAUCGAAGAACUAAAACACAAAGUGAGUGAGUUGACCGAGUCAAACGAGCAGUUACAAAGCCGUAACAAAAAACUAGCAGAAGACAGCUCAUACGCAAAAGGCUUAGCCUCAGCAGCAGCAGUGGAACUGAAAGCCCUAUCAGAAGAAGUUGCAAAACUCAUGAACCACAACGAGAAACUAUCAGCCGAGUUGGCGUCACACAAGAACUCCCCGCUCCAGCGCAGCAGACCAAUGGGGUCCACCAAGAACGGACAUGGUCGUAAAGAUCACAUCACCAAUAAUUUCAGACAGAAAGAAGUGCAUAAUAAUAAUAAUAAUAAUAAUAAUAAUAAUACACAAGUGGAAUUGAAAAGAGAGCUUGCGUUGAGUAGGGAAAGGGAAUUGAAUUACGAAGCAGUGUUGUCUGAAAAGGAUGAGAGGGAACUGGAAUUGCAACGAACGGUUGAGGAAUCCAAACAGAGGGAAGCGUAUCUUGAAAAUGAGUUGGCCAAUAUGUGGAUUCUUGUGGCCAAGUUGAAGAAAGGGGAAUCCGAGGAGUCCAGUGGGGGGGAUGGGUUUGAGUCUGAGAGGUGGAAUGGAAUUGGGGAAAGAAAGGAAUUUGUAUGAGUAAUUUCAAAUUUGUGUGUAAUGGGAAUGGGAGGGUUAGAUGGUAGUUUCUAGUAUUUCGGGUUAGGAAUUGGGAUUCGUGUGUUGCGUGUUGUGUGUUGUGUAAAGAUGGACUUUUUUUUUUCCUAGGAUUGUACAAAUCUUUGUUAUAAAAUGAAAGACAUAAUUAUCUUAUAUUAUUAGUAUUACAUA
Lactuca virosa is the source of this 1740-nucleotide messenger RNA. The record is from the annotation of a GenBank genome assembly. Lineage: Eukaryota; Viridiplantae; Streptophyta; Magnoliopsida; Asterales; Asteraceae.